Molecule: messenger RNA, 1760 nt
Organism: Chenopodium quinoa (quinoa)
Lineage: Eukaryota; Viridiplantae; Streptophyta; Magnoliopsida; Caryophyllales; Amaranthaceae
Exons: 2
Coding region: 82-897 (271 amino acids)
Source: RefSeq, a predicted model, not a curated record
CACAACAUAUGGUGUACAUAUGUCAUAUUUUUGAGUUCAUUUUUUUCCAUAUAGUUUGUUUUUCUAGUGCAUAUUUGAAAUAUGGAGCUUGAAUUAGACCUCAAGAUUACCACAACUAAAGGUGACCCUCAUUCUACUGACUUUCGAAUUGCUAAAGAUCGAGCUGGUCCUGUGUUUCUAUCUAGAGAGACCGAAACUACGUUUAUUCUUACGGCUCAUCUUAGAGGAUUUAAAAGGGAAGAUGUCAAGAUCGACAUAAAUGAAGAUGGAACACUAAUUUCGAUAAGUGGUGAGAAGGCGGUGCAAGAAAUGGUAAUGAAAGGAUGGGUAAUGCACAAGAAUGAACCAAAUUUAAAGAGUUUUAUCAAGGUGUUUAAAAUUCCUCUUGAGGUGUUAUUGGAUCGAAUUAAGGCCAAUUACAAUGAUGAUGAAUCGACGUUGACAAUCUACAUGCCUAAGCAAAAUGAGGGCAUAAUGAUUGGAGGUGGGAUUGAAGAGGUCAAGAACGAUGAUAAACAAGUUAGUGAUCAUGAAACUUUGCAAGAGGAAAGUAUGCAUGAAAGUGAUGAGGAUGAUGAAAUAAGAGAACUCGUCCCAUAUUCACGAAGGAGAAUUGAUGAUGAAGGUGUAUCAUCGUCGAUUCAAGAAACCGAAGGAGAAGUGUGUAGUAGGAUCAAUGGUGAGAGUGACAAAACAGAGGAAAUAGUUGAGGAAAAGGUAGAAGAAGGUUGUAAAACAAAACAAGGUAUCAAGGAAGAAAGAAGUUAUGAUGGAUAUGAAAUGGAAGAGAAAAAUAAUAAGUGUACACUAUUUGGGCCUUGCAUUUUUAUUGGAUCGACUUUAAUUGCAUCUCUUGUAAUGUUGCUUGUUAGAUUGGUUAAACCAAAAAGGCAUUAAGUAUUGGGCCUUGAGAAGCAAUGCAUGAUUUGUGUAGGCGGAUGCACGAUCCACAUGGUGCAUCUCUUCCAAAAAAAAGCGGAAAGAACAUUGCAUAGAAAUAUAAAGAACAUUUAGUUUAAGUGAAAAGAACAUAUUAUAGAAUUGUAAAGAACAUUGUAUAGAAAUGUAAAGAACAUUCCAUUAAAGUGCAAAGAACAUGUUAUAAAAUUAUAAAUAACAUAACGUGCAAUUAAAUAAUGUUCUUUAUCUUCAUGUUCUUUGAUUCUCAGAAUAAUGUACUUUUAUUUGUGACAUAUGUUAAUUGUUUAAUUUGAAAUGUUCUUUGAAUUUUGUCUUUAGAUUAUGGUGGUUGAAUAAAAAUAAUGUUCAUUACAUUAUAUUAUCAUUAAAGGUGAUAAAAAAUUCGGGUCGGGCUGGGCUAUAACAUAGUAUCUCGUGUCCAAAAAACCCGAAAAAUGUAGUGGGUUUUUCGGCUUUUUUUCGGGCCGAGUUUGGAUUUUUUAACUAAAAAUGCAUUUUUAGGCUUGUCUAAACCCGCCCUAUUUUCGGGUUGGAUCGGGUCGGGUCGGGUUUGGUCGGGCCGAAGUUGAUCACCUCUAAUUAUCAUGUUUUCAAUUAAUAUUACGGAUGUUCUUUAGAUAUAUAUAUAAAGAACGUGAAGUUGGAUGUUUUUUUUACAAAAUAGGUAUAGGUUCUUUAUAAAACAACUAUAUGUUCUUUACAAUACAGCUCUAAUUUGGAUUUUCGGCUUUUUUUCGGGCCGAGUUUGGAUUUUUUAACUAAAAAUGCAUUUUUAGGCUCGUCUAAACCCACCCUAUUUUCGGGUUGGAUCGGGCUAGGCCGGGUAGGGUCGGACCGAA